UGGGUAAUGACGUGAUGACGUGAUCGGGCUGCAGCAUCACGGCUCGUUGUGCUGAAGGCUGAAGGAGGCUCCAUGAUGCUCUCCGUCUCUGCUGCUCUCUUCUUCACGCUAGCCUGGAUUUAUCCGGCCCGGGCGCUCUACUUCCACAUCGGAGAGACGGAGAAGAAAUGUUUCAUAGAGGAGAUCCCGGAUGAGACCAUGGUGAUCGGGAAGUACCGGACUCAGCUGUGGGACAAACAGAGCGGCUCCUUCCUCCCGGCCACGCCCGGCCUGGGGAUGCAUGUGGAGAUCAAAGAUCCAGACACGAAGAUCAUCCUGUCCCGUCAGUACGGCUCAGACGGGCGGUUCACCUUCACCUCUCACACUCCUGGAGAACAUCAGAUCUGUCUGCACUCCAACUCCACCAAGAUGGCUCUGUUUGCAGGAGGGAAACUGAGAGUCCACCUGGACAUCCAGGUGGGAGAACACACCAACAACUACCCUGAGAUCGCAGCCAAAGACAAACUGACUGAGCUCCAGCUGAGGGUGAGGCAGCUGCUGGACCAGGUGGAGCAGAUCCAGAAGGAGCAGAACUACCAGAGGUACCGUGAGGAGCGUUUCCGUAUGACAAGCGAGAGCACCAACCAGCGCGUCCUCUGGUGGUCCAUCGCUCAGACGCUCAUCCUGAUUGUCACGGGGAUCUGGCAGAUGAAGCACCUGAAGAGUUUCUUCGAGGCCAAGAAACUGGUCUAACAUUCGGAGACGGCGAUAAGAUGUGUCUACCGAUGACCAGGAGGAGACGGAGGUCUGAUUAUCAGCCAUACUCGAUGCGCUGAGCCGCUCACAGCGGCAGGUAUCGAUCCGGUGACCCGUUCUCCCUCCACAUCUUUUAGAUCUGUAUUAUUUUCCGUUAGUGACACCAGCUGCCUCUCUGUUCGUGUUCCUGCUGACUCUGGACUUGUUACCUGUUUUUAUCUCUUGUGCUGAACCAUUAGAUACACAGGUCACCUGAGGUCACCUGAGUUUUUUUUAAGGUCUGACAGGAGCAAACUGAAGAUUGUUUAAAAGAUGUAAUAACCUACUAGUUUACUGAGAAGACGCCCUGAGCAGACCUGCAUCCACACGUCUAUACACUCCGUCUUCCUCUGAUUAUGAGUUCAUCUCAGCUGUUUAUUUAUCGCUCUGUUUAUUUAUCUCGUAAUCUCAGGAUGACAGAGCUCGUCUCCGGUGAUAACAGGAUGAUUUUCUGCUGAUCAAAACUGCUUUGAAGCUCGGAUGGAGACGAGUUUUGAUCCUCUGACACGAGUUCUCAGCUGAGGUGAACUCUGUUUGGAGUAAAUGAAAUGUUUGGAUGCAUGUCUGCUUCAUGACUUUAUGUUUCUGUUGUUGUUUGUCAGUUUUUUAAUCCUAAACACACCUGACUCAUCUAAAGCCCUCACUUCAUAAACAUCACACAGCUUCCUCACGUCUUUUUAAAGCUGCUUCACUUUGACUCCACGUUCAUCCUCUUUAAAGCCUUUAACCUUCACAGGAAUCAUGAAACUCAUACCUGUUCAGUUUGGAGCUCUGAAUCUUAUCUGACAUGAAGCCAUGAUAGAAAUACCUCACAGGGCUGUUUUAUUUUACAAGGUGCGGGGCUGCUGGUUUGAAUCCCUGCUCAGGUGGGAGCCUCUCUGUGCAUGCAUGGGCUUCUCCAUCAGUCCAAAGACAAGCUCAUCACUCUGAAGCACCUGUAGUUAGGAGGUCUGUAUUUGUCAGCCUUGUGCAGGUGUAGUUCACCUAAGGACAGCAGGGGCUGACCUCCUUAGGCCCCUGACAGGAGGAUGAACAGUCAGAUGUGAAAGCUAAGCUAAGCUAAGGGACUUAAACUGUACAGGUGUGCUGUUUCGUGCCCUGUGUUUCCUCCUGGAUUGAAAGAUUUCACUCACGUUUCUGAACUUUAAUAACCUCCUGCUCUUACCUGGAGCUGAACCUCGCACGGAUCGUAACAGAGCUUUAAACAUUCACCCCUCCUCAUCCAGCAGGCCUGAAGUCACAGGAAGCUUUACACCUGUACCAGGUGAUGGUUACUCAGAACUGCUUCUUCAUCAGCUGAUGGCGAAAGCUCAGUGAGGAUGAAGGAUAAUGAGGAGUAAAUUAAUACUUUACAUAUAAACACAAACUCUUCAUAUCACACUGAGUCCUGUUUGUACAGCAGCAUUCAGAGCUCUGAUGUUUGUGUAUGAACUCUUUACGAUCUCUUCUUGAAGCUGACGCCCCCCCUGCUCAGUGUAAAUAGUCGACGGCUUGUUUUCCUGCUUUAGGGCUGUUCUGUAGAGACUCUGUGAGAGGAUAGGGUUUAUGUUUGUUGUAAAUAAAACGUGCAGCUGUUCAUUUUCUAAAACUUUUUACACUGAAUGAAGUCUGCGAGUGUUUCGUCUCCUCAGUGUCCAUAAACGUAUUUAUUCAGUCUCUGAUCCUCGCUCAGAUUUCUCUCUUUGAUAAAGGAUUCAGCUUCAUGAGGAGGAAGAACUUUUUAUUAUCAAACAGGCGUUUUUUAAACACGGUACUUCUCCCGGUUCAGUUCACCUCCUGCUGCAGAAUGUGUUAGAUUAUCUUUAUCACCUCCAUGUGCUCAAUAAACACUCUUAUUUAAGGCGUC
Molecule: messenger RNA, 2620 nt
Organism: Notolabrus celidotus (New Zealand spotty)
Lineage: Eukaryota; Metazoa; Chordata; Actinopteri; Labriformes; Labridae
Gene: tmed4
Product: transmembrane p24 trafficking protein 4
Exons: 5
Coding region: 73-732 (219 amino acids)
Biological process (GO): positive regulation of canonical NF-kappaB signal transduction; endoplasmic reticulum to Golgi vesicle-mediated transport; intracellular protein transport
Cellular component (GO): endoplasmic reticulum; COPII-coated ER to Golgi transport vesicle; Golgi apparatus
Source: RefSeq, a predicted model, not a curated record